AGACGAGGCCUCCACUGUUUUAGCAGAUAUUGAACCAGACUACCAACAAAAAUUGACAAGUAACAUUGCAGACAUUUUCACGGAGCAGGUCGAAAACGGGAAACUCAUUUUGGAAGAAAUUGAUGCAACUAUUAGUGAAUUACAAACUCUGUUUGAUACCAUUCGAAACAAGUUUGAAGAGAGGAAACGAGGCGUCAUUUCAUUAUCUGGUGCUACUGCUUUGUCUUACGAAGAUUGUAGAUCCAUUCUCACGUUUCUGAAGCUCAAACUUUAAAACUAGUGGAAGAACCCAGAUCUUUCUCAAAAGACUGGCCGGACGAAGACAACAUGUCAGAACAAAAAGCGUUAGAAAUAUCACGGCCAAAUUCCCCUGCUGCUACAGAGCAACUAUCUUCACUUCUAGAAGCCACAACGAGUACUCAUAAAUCAUCGAGUCAUCGAUCCCGCAAGGAAAAGUUGGUCGUACGAAGUUUCUCAACGGAGUCUAAUGAAUCAGAUAAGGAACUAAUGGAGCCUCACAUUCUCACAAGGGAAGAAUUUCUAAGAGAAAAAAAGAAAAAAUACAAAACAGAGAGUGAUUCACCAAUUCCGAAUAAUGGAUCUCGUGACUCCUCACCACCUUCAUCACCACCAAAGGUAAAAAGUCCAGAAACCCUACUUACUGCCAACAUAUUGGGCGAAUCAUUUCCUUCCCCAAAGAAAGAAAAUCUGUGUAAUAAUGAAGACGAGGGUGGUACAGGCAGCCCUGAAAAAUCAAAAACCAAGUCAAGACCAAGAAAAUACAAAAAGAAAACAAAUUCGGGUUUCAACAUGAAGGAAAAGUCGUCAUCCUCCACAAGAACGAAAAAAUCAAAAUUGCCGAAACCUGAAAAACGUCCAAAAGUUGAUCGAAAAUUGAAACGUAUAUUGAGUCUGAAAUCUGAGAAGACCUCCACCUCUAUCGCAAGUUCUGCAAAAAAACUUUCAAAGAAACGGUUACCUAAAGUCCUUAAGUUCCCUGCAGAAGAGGUAAAACAAUCUUCCUCUCCCAAUACGGAAAUUUGUUCGCCACUUAACUCGUCUACUGCUGGUCCGUCGUCAUCACCAUCCUUCUCAGCUUCAUCAUCAUCCUCGCCUUUCCUUAUUAAAUCCCCAAGGUGUGCUAUGAGCUUUGCAUUACCAAAGCCAGCCACAGUUUCAUCAUGUUCUUCUGUCGCUUAUCCUCCUGCUACAAAGCGACGAUCAAUAUUUACUCACGAGACAAUCCGAGUACUUCCUGAAUUGCAAAGCAAAUUAGUGAAAUAUAGUGUCUUGAAUGAAAGACUGAGAAAAUUCAGCAAGGUUCCUUUGUUUACAUUACCUCAACCAAUCCUUAGAAAGAAAAAGUCAUCUCUAUCACCCAAAAAACUUCUGAGGAAGUCAUCCUUCGUCACAAAGAAAUCCGAUUCUGCCAACACCCAACAAGCAAACAGUCCCAAAAAUAACAUUGCACCCCGUUGUUUGAGCAAUCCAGAUAUGCUCCAAGAUAUAUCUUGUGAAUUGGAUGCACUCACACUCUCCCGGGGGAUAGGAAUGCUCCAAGAUCUGGUCAAAAAUAUUAGUCCCAAUCAAAUGAAAAUGGAAGGAGUAACAAUUCCCCAAAUUUGUGCCGAAGCUGUUGCGAAAUUGGGCAAAGUGGCAUCCGAAUUCCCUACUUCGUCUGAUGAUGAAGAAGAUGAAAACGAAGAAAAUAUUGAACAUCCUUAUGUACACCAUGCAAAAAAUUUAAUCAGAAACAAGGGAACAAUUAAGGAACUGAAGGUACUGAUGGAAGCGAAAACGAAUCUAGAUGCAGCUGGAGGUGAAGAUCGUAAUGUGCACUCACCAUCAUUCAACCCCCUAUUUCCUGCGGGUUCCAGCUUCAUGCGACAAACUCCCUUUCCUCGGCUUCCUCGAAUUCGAACGGAGGAGCUGGAAGUGCUCAAAGAACUGUUGACUCCGGAUGAUGAUUUUGAUCUACGGGAGGACGAAAUUGAAACUAUAAAACUGUAUAUUGAGCUAAUCAGAUCUGAACUCAAUGCGUUUAAGGAGGAUCAGAAGCACAUGAGUAGAACGACCUCAAUGCUGAAGAAUCCAGAAAAUCAAUCCGACUUGGUUAAUCAAAGAAGAAAAAUUGUGGAUGCUUAUAUGAUUCCAGUAAAAUUCUCUUCCGCAGAGCAGAGAUUGCGAGUUAGAGCCGCACUUCCUGGAGUGAUAUUGUCAAAGGAGGAAGUUGCCGACAAAGUUUUGAAAAGUCAAUCCGAUUCAUUACAAGAACUGAAAACUCAAAAACUUAGAAAUGGCAAAAGUGUUCCCUUUGAUUCAAGAUUGAUUGAUUUGAGUAAUAAGGAUGCAGCUAUAAUAAAAAAUAAAACACCUUCCACUAAUCCUAAAAAGACUGAAACCCAAACUUACCCUUUAACUUUUCCACCACCUCACCAAAUGGAGGUCACUGCUGAUUCUACGAUCAUCAAUGAAGAACCGGUUACACGGCUAAGGGAUGGGAAGGAGCUGCGACAUGACAGGAAACCAUUGGAUAUUUUCCGUGAAGAACCAUGUUUCAAAGUGGAAGUAAAACCUGAGCUAUUUGAAAGUGAGAUCAGGCAUUGGAAUGCGGACAGAAUUCAUGAUGACUAUUCCAAGCGAGUGGAUGCCAAUAUGAAGAGGCUACGAGAUGGCAGGUACGAGUACGAGUAUGGACAAGGAUCAAAGAUGACAAGUUCUGCACAAGGUCGUGCUGUAACUGAUGAUGAUGGAAAAGAUUUGAAAUCGUUGGUAUGUACAAAGAAAGGAAAUGCAUCUUUAACUUGUACUGUUACUUCCGAUAAAUGCAUGAUACAAUCAUUACCAUCUAUCAACGCUUCCAGCUCGUCGUCAUCGUCAUCAAUCUCAUAUCAUCCUCACUCUGUGGUCUCGACUCCUCCACCACUACUGCCACAAUCAGCCCAAGAACAUGGAUUCAAACGUAAUCUAUUUACAUCGUCACCCGACAUUUCUUCAAAUGGUACCUCACACACUCCUUCAUACUCAAGCAGUUCAAAGUUACUCUCGUCAUCACAUCAACAAAGUCAGCCCAAUAAAGUCCGCUACUCUAGGCAACACCAUUCUUCACUAUAUCCCCCUUUUGACAACAACCACUGCUCCUUCGCUAUUAAUCACUGCCCUCAUCCCAGGGCCCCGAACUCGCGUUUCUGCAUUUCGCACGUGGAUGAAGGGGCCACUCUUCAUUUUGAGAGGUGUAACUAUGUCAAAGAGGAUGGGAUGUGUUUACGGUAUAUUCCUAGAUCAAACUUACGUUCGAUUCAAAUUUUUUGUGAGAUGCACGCAACCAUUGUGGCCAAUGCUAAGAAGAAGCAGCACAAACAGGAAAAGGCAAGGAUCAAACUCGAGAAUGAUGACAUUCUAUUAACACAGCUCAGUAAUAAUGUCGCGAGAACCAAGGGGGCGAUUAUGGAGACGAGUAGUGAUGAGUAUGAACAUUUCAGAGUGGAAAAGGAACUUGUAGAGGAUAAUUACGAAACUUUGAAUGAUUCCUCUGGAAGUGAUUCUGAUGACGAAGACAUUGAUGCCAGCAAAAUAUUGACCACUGCUCAACAAGAAGAUGAUGAUAAUACGGAUGUGGAUGAUUUGCAAUUUGGAGAACAUCUCAUGGACGACCCAUCUGCAAUUAAUUACGACUGCCUUCGAAAUGCCGGCUAUUUUACUGUAGAUGAAAUCGCUAAAAUUUACCAACAAAAGCUCUUGCAGAAGAAACAAAUCUUACUCCGAUUAAUGGAAAUUGAUAAGCUCAAAUUCAAACACGGGUGGCGUCAAUACAACCGUCAGAAACUUGAACUGAAAAAACAAAAUAUUAACUUUACAACAGAUCCCAAAUUUAUCUCAACCUCUAAUUUGCAAGGACCAAUGAACAUCAAAUCCCGAGCAGCAUUUCAAAAUUUCAUUAAGGAUGAAAUUAAAAUCAAUAAUGAGACAAAGGCUAUUAUGAACCACCGCGUUGACAGAGGUCCUCGUGCUCUGCUUCGUCGCCAGAUAUUGAAGAAACGUCAACGCAUUUUUGAAGCAGACCCGGACAUGAGGGCUAGGCAUGAGUCAAAGGAAGAAGCCAUAAUCAAUUCCAGGCCAAGAUAUCCCACGUUUGCCUGCUCUGCUGGUUCCGGAGGCCAUGCUGGUCUCGUCAGGUGCACUCAAACCGCGAUGCCCUUGUCACGUUUCUGUGUGACACAUAUCGUUCAAGACCCAAAUCAAAAAUUGUUUAAGCCUUGUCUCUUCAAAUACGGCCCUGAUCCGGACGAUAUUUGUCAAACACCGGUACUCACGGAAUUGGAAAAAUACGGCUGUCCACUCCAUGCCCUGCCCAUGCCACCCAAGGAUCCUCCUCACACUCUCAAGGAGAACAGGAAACCUAAAAUUGAGGAGGAAAUUGACAAAAUAAUAAUGCAAGAGAAUAAUGAAGAGACCUCGUUGAGCGACAAUGAAACGGAAGAAGAAGGAUCUGAAGAUGGGGAGGAUGAAAAUGGAGAUGACUACGCUGAAAAGGAAUUGGAGCAUCUGGUUGGUGACGAGGUCGUGGAUAAGAAUCACUUUAAGGAAACAAUAAUGUCUAUUUACACCAACGGGCUGUACAACACGGACUCUGAGGAAAGUGAUGACACGGAAAGUGAAGGUGAUGAACGUGAUGACCAACCCUUGACAGAACAAAGGACAUGAACACCUAUAAAACUAUUUAUAAGGAGCUAUGCAGUUGCUAAUAUUUAUUGAUUAUUUAUUAAUUAAUCUAUACUAUAUAAGACUACUUCAUUCCGUCGGUAUCCAGAAAUAACUGAUUGCAACCUUGCCUUAAAUUUAACUAUAUUAUUACAUAGUUUUGUUAUUGGACUAUUGAUUACGUAAUUGUAAUAUUGACGAAGGUACUAUAUUUUUACUGAGUCAUUAGUUUAGGAUAUGAUAUAUCCUCUCAAACAUCUGUAUUUACAUCAGCAUUUACAUUGAACUACUUUUUAUGCAUUCAAGAAGAUGUUUAGAUAAAUACGUUUAAAAGUUUAAAAGUCAUAUAUGAUUGGAUUACAUUUGUUGAAACAUAUUUGAUUCUCUUCACAAUUCGAUUAAUUGUAUGAUUAAUUCAAAGUAUUUUCACUUUGAAGCAAUAAAUCAGGUUAAAAAUA
Messenger RNA from Folsomia candida, 5159 nucleotides. RefSeq names its product BTB/POZ domain-containing protein KCTD9. Gene Ontology annotation, cellular component: NSL complex. Gene Ontology annotation, molecular function: protein binding. Gene Ontology annotation, biological process: protein homooligomerization. The record is from RefSeq and is a predicted model, not a curated record. The transcript has 4 exons. Bases 328 to 4704 code for a protein of 1458 amino acids. NCBI's taxonomy places the organism in Eukaryota, Metazoa, Arthropoda, Collembola, Entomobryomorpha, Isotomidae.